Endocarpon pusillum Z07020 is the source of this 1326-nucleotide messenger RNA. RefSeq lists its product as uncharacterized. Gene Ontology annotation, cellular component: fungal-type cell wall. The record is from RefSeq and is a predicted model, not a curated record. The transcript has 2 exons. The coding region runs from base 1 to 1326 and encodes 441 amino acids. NCBI's taxonomy places the organism in Eukaryota, Fungi, Ascomycota, Eurotiomycetes, Verrucariales, Verrucariaceae.
AUGAGGCACGCGAUUACCACCAGUACGGUCAUUGCUGCCACCAUAUCAAGUGCUGUUGCGCAAGCUUGUGCUGCCGGCGCAGCCAAAGAAAUUGGGGGAAACUGGUAUUGCGACGCGGUAAAAGCCAUCACAUACUCUGACUUUGGUUCGACGGGCUCCUACAACAAGAUUACCAACAUGGAUGGUGGCAACUGUCAGUCAGAAUCAUUUGAUUAUUCCGGUGCUUUGGCUCCUAUGGAUGGAGAGGUUUCCUGGCACUUUCGUGGCCCACUGAAUCUCAAGCAGUUUGCAUUUUAUGCACCUGGGUCUGGACUUAGUAAACAAGAUAUCCAGCCCGAGUCCCACGAGCGACGACAACAUGGCCAUGCUCACUUCCAUAAGCGGAACAAGGAGGUUGGUUCGAUCCAGGAGGGCUAUAUUACCGAAGAGAAGCGUGAAGUAGGUGCCCUAGUAAUCGCCACCAUAGAUGGCAAAGUUGCAUCUUGGAUCAAUCAGUACGAUGGUGAGGCGCAACCGACGCCAGCACCAGAUAGCUCAGCUGCGCAACCCGCAACCGAGGUCGAUGCAAAAGCAGCUACUCCUACCAUGAAUGCUGGUGACGGGCAGUGGGGCCGUCAAGCUUAUUACAAUGCAGAGCAGCAGAUGGCGGAUGGGCUCACCUUUCUCAACAACAUGGGCGGGCAGGGCUCCGGUAUAUUCGACGAGGUCCUCGGCAUGUCGCUUUCCUAUGCAGCAGCGGACGCAAAAUCUGGUGCCGCCUCUCCUCAAAUCCUUGCAAAUCAGAUGCUAGGUGACGGUGAUGAGAUUGUCGUCAUGACAGACACACCCUGCAAGGAUGGCGACUGUGGUGUCACACGCCCUGGUGGCGUGGCAUACCAUGGUUUCAAUGGUGCAAAGAAGGUCUUUCUCCUGGAAUUCGACAUGCCAAUAUCAGGGGCAACUGGCUGGAACAAGGACAUGCCAGCAGCCUGGAUUCUCAAUGCUCAAAUCCCAAACACUGUGCAGUAUGGCAAACCGGAGUGCUCAUGCUGGGAGUCGGGCUGUGGUGAGUGGGAUAUCUUCGAGGUCCUCGAUUCCGGCAAUAACCGCUGCAAGUCCACCAUCCAUGGCAACAUCUCUGGGGGUGAUUCCAAUUACUUCGACCGACCUGUAGAUUCAACGGUCAAAGUAGCCGUAAUAUUUGAUGGCGACAACAGUGCCGGGCAUAUCGUCAUUCUUCCGGAUGAGGCCAGUUUUGAUCAGACUCUGACUGAUGCUCAGGUCGCUGAAUAUGUCAACCAGGACAGCUCUGGAGUCGCCAGAUCGCUUUUCAGGCUUGGGUCAUGA